CGGCCCCGGCAGCGCCGACGCAGGCGCACUGCACCGCGCCGCCGCCAUUUUGUGUCUGAGCCUGUGGAGCGAUUAAACCGUGCGCGGAGCUGCUUCUUUGGCGGCAGCGGCGGCGGCGGUAGCCGGUGCGGACGCGCGGAGCUCGCAGGGGACGCCAGGUGGCCGGAGCCGUGGAGCGGCGGCAGAGCGGGCGCCGCGGGGGGUGUGGCGCGGAGAAUGAUUACGGACCUGAAGCCAAAGAACAAGAUGCGCUAGUGGACAGAUUGCUGACCAGGGGCUUGAGAGCUGGGUUCUGUUUUCCCUCCUCAAACUGACUUUGCAGCCACGGAGAGGCAGGGGAAAUGGAAGGUGAUGCAGUUGAAGCCAUUGUGGAGGAGUCCGAAACUUUUAUUAAAGGAAAGGAGAGAAAGACUUACCAGAGACGCCGGGAAGGGGGCCAGGAAGAAGAUGCCUGCCACUUACCCCAGAACCAGACGGAUGGGGGUGAGGUGGUCCAGGAUGUCAACAGCAGUGUACAGAUGGUGAUGAUGGAACAGCUGGACCCCACCCUUCUUCAGAUGAAGACUGAAGUAAUGGAGGGCACAGUGGCUCCAGAAGCAGAGGCUGCUGUGGACGAUACCCAGAUUAUAACUUUACAGGUUGUAAAUAUGGAGGAACAACCCAUAAACAUAGGAGAGCUUCAGCUUGUUCAAGUACCUGUUCCUGUGACUGUACCUGUUGCUACCACUUCAGUAGAAGAACUUCAGGGGGCUUAUGAAAAUGAAGUGUCUAAAGAGGGCCUUGCGGAAAGUGAACCCAUGAUAUGCCACACCCUACCUUUGCCUGAAGGGUUUCAGGUGGUUAAAGUGGGGGCCAAUGGAGAGGUGGAGACACUAGAACAAGGGGAACUUCCACCCCAGGAAGAUCCUAGUUGGCAAAAAGACCCAGACUAUCAGCCACCAGCCAAAAAAACAAAGAAAACCAAAAAGAGCAAACUGCGUUAUACAGAGGAGGGCAAAGAUGUAGAUGUGUCUGUCUACGAUUUUGAGGAAGAACAGCAGGAGGGUCUGCUAUCAGAGGUUAAUGCAGAGAAAGUGGUUGGUAAUAUGAAGCCUCCAAAGCCAACAAAAAUUAAAAAGAAAGGUGUAAAGAAGACAUUCCAGUGUGAGCUUUGCAGUUACACGUGUCCACGGCGUUCAAAUUUGGAUCGUCACAUGAAAAGCCACACUGAUGAGAGACCACACAAGUGCCAUCUCUGUGGCAGGGCAUUCAGAACAGUCACCCUCCUGAGGAAUCACCUUAACACACACACAGGUACUCGUCCUCACAAGUGCCCAGACUGCGACAUGGCCUUUGUGACCAGUGGAGAAUUGGUUCGGCAUCGUCGUUACAAACACACCCACGAGAAGCCAUUCAAGUGUUCCAUGUGCGAUUACGCCAGUGUAGAAGUCAGCAAAUUAAAACGUCACAUUCGCUCUCAUACUGGAGAGCGUCCGUUUCAGUGCAGUUUGUGCAGUUAUGCCAGCAGGGACACAUACAAGCUGAAAAGGCACAUGAGAACCCAUUCAGGGGAAAAGCCUUAUGAAUGUUAUAUUUGUCAUGCUCGGUUUACCCAAAGUGGUACCAUGAAGAUGCACAUUUUACAGAAGCACACAGAAAAUGUGGCCAAAUUUCACUGUCCCCACUGUGACACAGUCAUAGCCCGAAAAAGUGAUUUGGGUGUCCACUUGCGAAAGCAGCAUUCCUAUAUUGAGCAAGGCAAGAAAUGCCGUUACUGUGAUGCUGUGUUUCAUGAGCGCUAUGCCCUCAUCCAGCAUCAGAAGUCACACAAGAAUGAGAAGCGCUUUAAGUGCGACCAGUGUGAUUAUGCUUGUAGACAGGAGAGGCACAUGAUCAUGCACAAGCGCACCCACACCGGGGAGAAGCCUUACGCCUGCAGCCACUGCGAUAAGACCUUCCGCCAGAAGCAGCUUCUCGACAUGCACUUCAAGCGCUAUCACGACCCAAACUUCGUCCCUGCGGCCUUUGUCUGUUCUAAGUGUGGGAAAACAUUUACACGUCGGAAUACCAUGGCAAGACAUGCUGAUAAUUGUGCUGGCCCAGAUGGUGUAGAGGGGGAAAAUGGAGGAGAAACGAAGAAGAGUAAACGUGGAAGAAAAAGAAAGAUGCGCUCUAAGAAAGAAGAUUCCUCUGACAGUGAAGAAAAUGCUGAACCAGAUCUGGAUGACAAUGAGGAUGAGGAGGAGCCUGCCGUAGAAAUUGAACCUGAGCCAGAGCCUCAGCCUGUGACCCCAGCCCCACCACCCGCCAAGAAGCGGAGAGGACGACCCCCUGGCAGAACCAACCAGCCCAAACAGAACCAGCCAACAGCUAUCAUUCAGGUUGAAGACCAGAAUACAGGUGCAAUUGAGAACAUUAUAGUUGAAGUAAAAAAAGAGCCAGAUGCUGAGCCCGCAGAGGGAGAGGAAGAGGAGGCCCAGCCAGCUGCCACAGAUGCCCCCAAUGGAGACCUCACGCCCGAGAUGAUCCUCAGCAUGAUGGACCGGUGAUGGCGGAGCCUUGUGCGUCGCCAGGACUGCUCUGGGCUGUGUUUAAACGGCCCGCAUCUUAAUUUUUCUCCCUUCUUUAUUUUUUUGGCUUUGGGAAAAGCAUCAUUUUACCAAACAUACCAAGAACGAAAACUUCAAGGAUGAUGUUAGAAAAAAACGUGAUUUAACUAGAACUUGCUGUCUGAUGUUAGCAAAUCAUGGAAUGUUCUGAGUCCCCGAGGGUUUACUGUGAAGUGCUGAGGAGAGUGUUGACGACUAACUCGUUUUCCUAGAUGGAAACAGAGACAUUGACCCCUCCCUCCAUGUGGUAAACCACUCCAGAAUGGCCACCAGGUUUCCCAGAGUUCUAUGGUCUUCUUCCCAAGAGAGUUUUUAAUUGUAAAUGCAUACUUGGGAAGGACUUAGACUUUUAAACUGUUUUUUGCUUUUGCUUUUCCCUGACUCCCUUUGCUUGGAGUCAGCUGCACACCAGUAGUAUGGCAUGCUACGAUCAGGUUCUGUCCUGAAAGCUUUGCCUCUUUCUUGGCAAAGUUUCUGGUAUGGUCAAGCUUGUAAAUAACUUUUUUUACAUUUUAAUCUUUUCCAUUAAUUAAGAGGUUGAAAAGAAGUGCAGUGUAAGAAAACCCAGCAUUUUAAUUACUUGCAAAUUAAGUUACCACAGACUCUGUAGUGUGUAAAUGUUGACAAGGAAUUGGAUCACAAUCAUGUAGCAGAAUGGCACCCAGACCACUGCCCACCAGUGACGGACACCCACGUGGCAGAUCAUGAUUUCCAGCCCACGGAGCCAGCAUUUGAACCUUGUAUAAUUAACUUUCAGUUAUGAUUUCCCAUCGACAUUUUCUUUGCCCUGUUUGUAGCUGAUUGUUGUGUUUUAUAAAUCUUCUGUUAAGGCAGAAGGGUGAUUAUGAGUGGGUCACAGCAGCCCUUAUAAGCUGGGCCAGAUAAUUUCACUAGGUCAGUAAUUUAAACUUUGGAUCUUCAAAAAAUAAUAAUGUGAAGCAAAACCAACUAAAAAGUGAUUCUUGCACAUGAACUGUCACAUGUUUAAAAAUGUGUUUUUUAGAGAGCCUCAGUCUUACUGAUUUCAAACACUUUUUUCUUCUGUGUAUUGCUUUUAAGAGAGCCAUCAGUUAGCUAUCAGACCCUAGGUUGAUGCAUUUUGUACUUAGCUGUACUGUGUGAUAUUUUUCAUUAUUUUAGGAUGCCAACAUGAGACCUGUAAUAAAAUAUGUAAUGGGGUUAAAAGCUGGGGAGGAGGAUCUACUGCUGUACAGCUAAUAAAUCAUAACAGAUUAACAAGUGCUCCAAA
This is a messenger RNA of Symphalangus syndactylus (siamang), 3837 nucleotides long. RefSeq names its product CCCTC-binding factor (gene CTCF). Lineage: Eukaryota; Metazoa; Chordata; Mammalia; Primates; Hylobatidae. The record is from RefSeq and is a predicted model, not a curated record. Gene Ontology annotation, cellular component: nucleus. Gene Ontology annotation, biological process: regulation of gene expression.